Aegilops tauschii subsp. strangulata is the source of this 667-nucleotide messenger RNA. RefSeq lists its product as uncharacterized. Lineage: Eukaryota; Viridiplantae; Streptophyta; Magnoliopsida; Poales; Poaceae. The record is from RefSeq and is a predicted model, not a curated record. Gene Ontology annotation, molecular function: protein binding.
UUUCCUUCCAGCAAUGUCAGCUCAGACUGGAGCAGCACUCCUCCUUGCUCUCGCGGCCAUCGCCAGCAGCAACACUGAAGGCGACAUACUUUACGCGCAAAGGCAGGCGUGGAAUGACCCGAACGGUGUGCUGCAGAGCUGGGAUCCGACCCUUGCCAAUCCCUGCUAUUGGUUUCAUGUCAGCUGCAACAACGAAAACUCCGUCGUCCGAGUGGAUUUGGGGAAUGCGGGCAUCUCAGGCCCCCUCAUUCCUGAACUGGGCCAACUGAAGAGCCUUCGAUACCUGGAGCUGUAUGAGAACAAAAUGAGUGGGCCAAUACCAUCUACCCUGGGAAACCUGAGGAGACUGAUCAGCCUUGAUCUCUACAGCAACCAUCUCACUGGCGCGAUACCGGCAUCGCUUGGGAACAUCGCGUCGCUGCGUUUCCUAAGGAUCCAUCGGAACAAGCUUGCAGGAGGUAUACCGGCGUCGCUGGGUCGUCUGACGAAGAUUGUCAGGUUGGAGCUUCAGGAGAACUUGCUGACCGGCACGGUGCCGCUGGAGGUCCUCUCUCUUGUUCUUGUCGGGGACUUGACUAAGCUAGAUGUUGCCCAAAACAAUCUCACCGGCACUGUCAGAUCAUCUAAACAAAGAGUGGCGACGGUCAUCCAGGACACGCUCAAGUGA